This is a messenger RNA of Grammomys surdaster, 4166 nucleotides long. RefSeq names its product cytochrome b561 domain-containing protein 1. Lineage: Eukaryota; Metazoa; Chordata; Mammalia; Rodentia; Muridae. Bases 71 to 760 code for a protein of 229 amino acids. Gene Ontology annotation, molecular function: transmembrane monodehydroascorbate reductase activity. The transcript is spliced from 3 exons. The record is from RefSeq and is a predicted model, not a curated record.
CCGCCUCCGCGAUCGCAAACCCGGAAGAAGCCUCUGGUAGCUGGACUGUGCCGGCCGGCCUGGCACUGCCAUGCAUCCCAUGGAGGUAGGUCUGGUUCCCGCUCCAGCGAGGGAGCCGAGACUGACCCGCUGGCUGCUGAGAGGCAGUGGGAUCUUGGCGCACCUGAUAGCUUUGGGCUUCACCAUCUUUCUGACUGUGCUGUCCCGGCCCGGAACCAGUCUUUUCUCCUGGCACCCUGUGUUCAUGGCCUUGGCGUUCUGUCUCUGCAUGGCUGAAGCUAUUCUACUCUUCUCACCUGAGCACUCCCUGUUUUUCUUCUGCUCCCGAAAGACCCGGAUUCGACUCCACUGGGCAGGGCAGACCAUGGCCAUCCUCUGUGCUGUCCUAGGCUUGGGCUUCAUCAUUUCUAGCAAGAUCCGAAGUGAGCUGUCCCAUCUGGUCUCCUGGCACAGCUGGAUAGGAGCCUUGACACUGUUGGCCACUGGUGGACAGGCACUGUGUGGGCUGGGCCUCCUCUGUCCACGAGCAGCCCGGGUCUCAAGGGUGGCGCGCCUCAAGCUCUACCAUCUGACGUGUGGCCUGGUUGUCUACCUGAUGGCUACAGUAACCGUGCUUUUGGGCAUGUACUCAGUGUGGUUCCAGGCCCAGAUCAAAGGUGCAGCCUGGUACCUGUGUCUGGUACUACCAUUGUACCCAGCCCUGGUGAUCAUGCACCAGAUCUCCAGCUCCUACUUGCCAAGGAAGAAAGUGGAUAUAUGAAUGCCUCCAGACUGUGAAUCUAGGUGGGAUUCUUGCCUUGGAUUUUAACAGUUCCUUGGUGAUCUUCACAGGACCCGCUUCAGAAGUAGAUGAAUAUUUGCACUUGAUGGCUGAGCCACAGCGGGCAGAAACCCCAGCUGCUACUGUUAAGGCAUGAUCCAGUAGGCUCAAAUGGGGAAUGUCCUACCGUGUUCAAGUGGAAGGUUAUGGAGAACCUGAAACCUCACCCUUGAUGGGAGACACAAGUAUUAGGUGGUGGUGGAGGUGAUGGUGAUGGUGGUGAUUUCUGGCUUGUGUGCCUGAUGAAGAGUUCUUGUCGAUUAUGAAUGACAGCCAAGAUACUGGGGUCCCUGGUGAGAAACCAAUGCUAUGGAGAGCCUGUGAUCUCUUAGGCAGUGCUGUACAAUCAACCUUAGACAAGUUCCAUAUCUCAGGACCUCCGUUUCCGUACCUGAAAGUCCCUUAUCGUUAACACUGGUGUCUGACAGAUUGAUGUCGCUGAUACCCUCUUAGCUCUGGACCAUGUGGGCAGCUCAGGAUGUAAUUCUUUCAUCCAUUCUCCCUUUACUCCCCUGGAAGGACCCUUCAGAAAUCAUGCAGACUUGGCUCCUGAACCAAGAAACAAGGAACCCAGGUGAAGGUCUCCUGGACAAUAAGGUAGUAAAGGCACUGAAGUCACUUUAAGUUCUUUGGAGGAACUGACGGCAUUGUCCUUACCAAGCCCUUGACUCUUGGGCUCCUUAGCUGAGCUAAGAACUUCCUUCAGGCUACCUCUGGGUAUGCUCCUGACAUUCAUUCUCAGGGUGGAGUGGUCCUGGGCAUCUUAUACUUUGCCCUUAGGGCUUAGAGUGUUUAUUCAGCACAUAGCUCCAUGGAACUAGUCUGAAGCUUUUAGAACAAAAUAAAAACCAAGGAGUAGGCCCCUCUUGACCUAAGGAAAACUGUCUCUCCGUGUUGCCCUUCUUUCCUUGUCGUUUAAGCUUUCUUUAGUUGCUGUCUCCUGCCAGCCGGCCCUAAGAGUGGGAUGAUGUUGAUACCAACUGUGCUCUUCCCUGCCAGUAUACCUCCUUGAUCCAGCUGAGUUCCCCAGAGCAUCCUUUGUUGUGAGGGCUAGAUGUCAAACUAGUUAGCUGUGGUGUAGGUCAGUCUAGGAGAUGGGUCCUCUGUAGAUCCUAAUAAGGACUGAAGACUGCUGAACCAGGAAAAGUAUCCAUGCAGCUUUCUACCUGGGAGAUAGAGCCAUAUCUCAGAUCCUCUGAAGAUUUAAGGCCUCUUCUCCAAGUGGGUCAGGAACAAGGCAAGUGGGACUCAGUAGUACAGGAAUGGGGACUAGGGAGCAGAAGUAUUCUCUCAGUGGACCUCACCAUGCUUUCCUCAGGUAGCUAGCAUAACUCUCUAAAUACAGCUUGCUGAACAGAGACCCCUGCAGUACAGAGGGGAACUGUUCUUGUCUUUUUCAAAGCCCUCUCUCCCUCUCAAGCCAUCCAGUGUGCUGUGAUCUUGGAGGGAAUGGUUACCCGGCCGCAUGAAAGUGAUUCUCACUAGGGUCACUUUGAUAAAGGGCUCCCAUCUCCUUCCCUCAUUAAGGCCAGUGCUGGGGGCUCCCUAGGGUGGACCAGGUAAGGUUCAGCAGCUUGUUCUCAGAGCACAGAGGCAAUGCCAGAAAGCCUGAGCUUGCCUGAGGUGUUGCCUCCUCCCAGGUGGUGCGGGGGCUGGUGGGCGGGCAGGCAGGCGUGCUGACAGCCGGCAGUUUGCGUGGGCUGUGCCAUCUGAUGUCUAUUCCCAGCCCCGGGAGGAAGGGGAGUCAUUUAUAUUCUGCAGGAAGAAGGGACCCAGCUGUCGCUUCCUCUGACCAGUGGGCCUGGAGGGCAUCGGUGCAGAGCAGAGAGGAAGGUACAGGUAGUGGUGGUCUCCUGCUUAGGGAUCUGACCGUAGUGUAGGGGGCAGGGCAACAGGAGGACCCCUUCUUCCUGUUAGGUCAGAUUGGGGGCGGGGCUUACCUCCCUCGUGUCUUUCCACUUUCCCAUCAGCACCUGCCCUCACAUCCUAGGGCAGCAGCUGGACAACCAUUAGUCCUCAGUGCCAGGGUACUCUUCCUCCAGCUGGGAUCUGAGGCUGCCAGCUGCGUAUGCCUCCUGGCUGUAUGCUCCCUCUUCCCCACACCUAAUGUCUGGAUACUACCUGGGCUUCUCAGUAACAAGGAAGGGGCCUUAGUAGGAACACAAAUUGCUGUCCUUUGGCCAUGUUCCUUGACUAGGGAAAGCUAGUAGUCAGCCUGUUUUGCUUUUUCAAGGGGACACUCAGGAUGCUCAAGAUUUAAAAAAAAAAAUCGUCCAUCAUUUGCACAAAUUUCCAUAUCAUGCUAAGUUCUGAUUCCAUGUUUGAUUUUGUUCCAAGCUUGAUUAUAUUCAGACUCAACCUUGAGGGCAUUAGAUAGAUAGUUUGUAUCAAACCCAAAUGGUAAUGGGCACACUGUCUGGAGUCCUCUCAGGAGCCCCUUUGUUCCUGUAUCCUCCCAUUGCGGUUGGGGUGGCAAGGAAUGAAUGACAGGAGCUCUGCAUCUGAGAACUCUUGCUUCCCUCUCUGGCUGUCAUCCCAUCCAAGAUAGGCCGCUAUCAGUUCAAGAUAGGCCAGCCUGUUCUUGCUCUCCCCUUCAAGGCAGGUUGCCCUUCGUCCACGAUGCUGGCCUGCUCCAUCUCUCAGUGUCCCCACCUUUCCACUCCCAUGCAUGGCUGCUGUGGGUCUUGUUUUUUAAACCUCACUGUGGGAGAUCCAGGCAUCCUCCCUGAGCCAGCUGGCUGCUGUGCCGAGGCCUGUUCAGAGUUAAUAAUAAUCAUUAGUUGAAUGGUGCUGGGGCCUUUCAGCUCCGGAUCUCUAAGCACUUGCAGGCUGAGUCAGCCAGCCUUCACCUUCCCCCUCUUCCUGGGCUUUGGAGUGUAACAGCAUGGGAAGGCACUGUGGGAGAGGAGGGAAUCAGGAUUCUUGCCUGGCUAUGCCAGAGGCUUUUCUCCCGAGAGUAAGCAGUCAGGCCAAGAUACACAGAAUACAGUGUGCUCAGCUGAGACGGCCAUGGCUGUGGUAGCUGAUAACCCCAAGCCUUUAGUGCUCCUGGGUACUUGCCUUGGCUUCCAGGGGCACUCUACCUGAAUCCCUUAAGCGAGUCGUGAGAGCAAGAAAGUUUCUGGGUUGGUAUCCCCCACAAUGCUCUGGUCUGUGACUGGCACAAAGAACAUGUGUGUCCUGAACUGGAAGGUGUCUCAGCCUGGGGUGGCUGCUUUAUGAGUGUCUCGGCUCCUAACACUGGGUGGCACAGGCCAACUAUUUGCUUCUCAUCUUACCUCACAGGGAUGUUGUGAGGAUUCCACAAGAGAACAAGGUUCAAAGCAUUAAACAAAUGGAAAACAGA